Saitoella complicata NRRL Y-17804 is the source of this 795-nucleotide messenger RNA. Its product is annotated as SWIB-domain-containing protein. Gene Ontology annotation, molecular function: RNA polymerase I cis-regulatory region sequence-specific DNA binding. Gene Ontology annotation, cellular component: RNA polymerase I upstream activating factor complex; nucleus. NCBI's taxonomy places the organism in Eukaryota, Fungi, Ascomycota, Saitoellomycetes, Saitoellales, Saitoellaceae. The coding region runs from base 1 to 795 and encodes 264 amino acids. Gene Ontology annotation, biological process: nucleolar large rRNA transcription by RNA polymerase I; transcription initiation at RNA polymerase I promoter. The transcript is spliced from 4 exons. The record is from RefSeq and is a predicted model, not a curated record.
AUGGCCGGAUUCGACACACGCACAUACACCCCGCGCGUAAAGGACAUCUUGAAGGAUGCCGACCUGUCUUCUAUCUCGGCAAAGAAGGUUCGCAAGACGUUGCAGAAGGAGUUCCGUGUCGAUCUGUCCGAAUACAAGGAAGCAGUUGAUGCAAUGAUCAUGGAGUGCUACAACGAGCUUGUUAACCAGGACCCGGAGGUGAAAGAAGAGGAACAUGACGUCAAAAUGGAGGAAGCAGGAGAAAGCGCGAACGAGUCGGGCAGCGAGGGACAGCGGAGAACUUCACGAGGGGUCAAAGACGAGCCUCAUGGAGAUAUGGACGCGGACGCUGCCUACGCCGCUCAGCUUCAGGCUAGCUUCAACUCCAGAAGAUCAACAAGAGCUGCGGACGGAAAAGCAAAACCAGCGAAGAAGAAGGCCAAAGUCAAGAGAAAAUCAAAGGCUGAAGUGAGCGGUGAUGAGGAUGAAGAUGCAGCUCCUAAGAAGAAGCGGAAGGUCAAUCCAAAUUCGGCAUUCAACGCACCGAUGGCAUUAUCCCCUACUCUCGCCGAACUUGUGGGUGAGAAAGAAUGCUCUCGACCACAGACUGUGAAGAAAAUAUGGGAAUACGUCAAAGGCAAUAGCUUACAAGAUCCUGCUGACGGGAGAUAUAUCAAUUGUGACGACAAGAUGAAAGCGGUUUUCAAAACAGCGAGAGUACACAUGUUCUCCAUGAAUAAGGUCCUCAGUGAUCACCUGUCUCCGGUGGAGAACGCUGGUGAAGUGAAAUCAGAAAUCAAAGACGAAUCGAAUUGA